CCAAAACAAAGACGGUAAAAAAACCAUCUCUGCGUGACAUCUUAAUGUCUACUCUGGAACGAGAGCUUCGUCGUAAAAUUCCAAACGAAAUCUUACCUGAUGGACCUCUAGGGAAAUUUGACUUCCAAACGGCUAGAAUUUGGCGUUUUACUUGAGCUACAGAUCAAAAAUCCGUCAGAAUAAUUAUGCAUAUGUGCUGCGGACUAUUAUCAGUUCCACGUGUAAAUUCGCUGUAUUUUUGUCAAGUUUACUCGUGAUUGCCUCGAGAAAUUAUUCUUCGAGCGAGAACCGAGAACUGUGGGUAAACCUGAAUCUGAUUCUCAAUGGCAGAAUUGUGUUCACCAUACUACAGUACACCAUAUUUCCUCUCAGACGCAGGGAUAAAAAAUGCUUGCGACAAAAACAACAACAGCAGCGAAAGCAAAGGCGCAACUGCAUCUCUGUUGACAGACGAGUUUUUUCAAAGUAUCCUUGGAAGAAGAGGAACACUUCUUUCUUUGUAUCCAUUUGAGAUCCCUCAGCAAAGCAUCGGCCUAACUACAACAUGCAAAGCCAUACAAGAUGAUGAUCGAAUGAUUGGGCACCAGGGAUUUGAAAUCACCUACAGACCGAGCUCUGGAGAUUCAGCAAGGAAAACACUUCGAGUUGUCGCAAAAUGUAAGCCACUGGCACUUAAGUUCGUUAACAUCUUUGGAGAAUGGAUCGAGAAAAAAAGUGGAGACGUAAGCCAGUAUGCUGGGAUGUUUCGCCGUGUGUCUUAUUUCAGGAACUCUGAUGUAAGGGAGAUUAAAGUAAUGACAACGCAAGACCCAAGGUUUACAGACAUUGCGCCGAAAGUUUAUCACACUGUCUGUGAUCCUUCUAAGGAGGUAUUUGUUAUAGUUAUGGAGGAUCUUACCGAUCACGUGACACAUUUCAACACCAUCAAUAACGCGUCAGAGGUCUGGGAUCAAGAAGAUAUUAAGGUGGUUCUGCGAGAUAUCGCCCGAUUUCAUAGCAUCCACCUUGGCAACGUAACUAGCCUAGAAUCUGAGCCCUGGAUGUGCUUUUACAGCGGAAGCGUUAUGAAGGCGCUCUCAGGUUUUUGGCGCGCCCUUUUGUGUCACAAUCGUGCUACAUUUCCUGAUCUGUGGACUACGAAAAGGACGAACCUUGUCAGAAGUUUUAUUGACAACAUGGAUCGCGUCUGGAAAAUAAUCGAUUCGUUUCCAAGGACUUUAGUCCACUAUGAUUUUACUCCAAGAAAUGUGUGCCUCCGCAAGCAAGAAUUUACAACGGAAGAUAAUCACAGCCGCUUCUUUAUCGCAAACAACAAAUUAAGUCGAGUGUCCUGUAUCUACGACUGGGAAAUGGCAACAAUUCAUGCUCCUCAACAUGACAUGGUAGAGUUCCUUGCAUUUGUUCUUCCAGGGAGUGGUGAGGUAUCGACCCGUACAAACCUUGUGCGAUUUUAUCAAGAACAGCUGGAAAAAUCAAGUGGAAUGACUUUUAACUCGCAAAAGUUCAUGAACGUUUUUAUUGCAGUGUGUUGUGUGUAUGCAUUGCAUCAACUCUCCUUGAAGACCAUCACUCACUCAGUUACGCGGUUACCCUAUUUUGAGAGAGCUGUUCAAUCGCACAUGGGAUUCCUGGAGGACUUGGAAGCAAUGGGCUGUCUUAAGUUCCUUUAUGAGGAGCCAGUUUAAGGACAAUCCUUACCUAUAAUGAUAUUGAAUAUCAUUAAGCAACCGUCUGACUUUGAAUGACACGAUAUUCUAGUUUUGAAUCGACAUAUCCAUUCUUGUUUGUUUUGUCAAAGGUUAGAACUCAAAUGCCAGUGUUUCUUUAUUCCCUAAAGGCUCAAUGGCCCGCCGCUGUUCGAGGCUCUUCAAGGAUGAAAUCAAGACAAAAACUCGAGAGAACAGAAAAUAUUGAGCCUAAAUUUUCUAUGGCGCUUUACUUUAUUUCAAUCAGUUUCAUGGGGCACUUUAACAUCAGAGAAAUCUUGUUAUGAAAAUUUUAACAAGGAAAUGCUUCGUAGAGUGUCGUAAAACCAAUCAUUUUUUAGUGUCACGCAGCCUUACAGAUUUACUGUUUUGCGGAGCUACUCUUACAUUUAUCAUUUAAAAAUAUCUUCACGGAUUAUCCAUUUAAUUAAUCUCUUAAGUCAAUCUCAAAGGCUGGGAAAUAAGUCGAAUUGUCGACCUUUGGUACUCCUCAGUUUGACGUGAUUCAGUUUUUUGUGGGCGCCUCAGGUAGCUGAAAGUAGCGACCCCGUCAGAAUUUGUUCUAACUUCAUCAAAAUCGAUUAGGAAAAUAAACUGAGAGAAUUUUUGAUGUA
Molecule: messenger RNA, 2320 nt
Organism: Stylophora pistillata
Lineage: Eukaryota; Metazoa; Cnidaria; Anthozoa; Scleractinia; Pocilloporidae
Source: RefSeq, a predicted model, not a curated record